Molecule: messenger RNA, 744 nt
Organism: Balearica regulorum gibbericeps (East African grey crowned-crane)
Lineage: Eukaryota; Metazoa; Chordata; Aves; Gruiformes; Gruidae
Source: RefSeq, a predicted model, not a curated record
UGUAAGCUCACCAUGGUCUUCUUUCAGUACUGCAUCAUGUCUAACUACAGCUGGCUCCUCGUGGAGGGACUCUACCUCCACACUCUCCUGGUUAUUUCUUUCUUCUCGGAAAGGAAGUUCCUUUGGAGGUUCAUCGCCCUCGGAUGGGGAGCCCCAACUGUGUUUGUGGCCGCAUGGGCGACUGCUAGGCAACUCCAUGAAAAUAUUGGGUGUUGGGACAUUAACGCUAAUGCCAAUACCUGGUGGAUCAUUAGAGGCCCUGUAGUUUUGUCUAUUUUUAUUAAUUUCAUUCUUUUUGUCAACAUUUUAAGAAUCUUGAUGAGAAAGCUCAGCUCGCCUGAAGGACGGAGCAGUGAUUUCAACCAAUACAAGAGACUUGCAAAGUCAACGCUUCUCCUCAUCCCUCUCUUUGGGAUCCACUACAUCAUCUUUGCUUUUUUCCCCGAAGACGCAAGCAGUGGCACAAUGGAAAUUCAGCUGUUUUUUGAAUUGGCUCUUGGAUCAUUCCAGGGCUUUGUCGUGGCUGUACUUUAUUGUUUUCUUAAUGGUGAGGUUCAACUGGAAGUUCAGAGAAAAUGGAGGCAGUGGCGUUUAAGCAAACACUUGCGUCAGCAUCUCAGCACCUCAGCAAGUAACGGAGGAAGUGGCUUAACUCAAGAGAUGCAGACAGUGAGGUCGAGCCCACCAGAGCACAGGAGAACAACCCUCCAAAGAUCAAGCGUGCUUUAACACUGCACUCUGAAG